Messenger RNA from Colletotrichum truncatum, 966 nucleotides. RefSeq lists its product as uncharacterized. Lineage: Eukaryota; Fungi; Ascomycota; Sordariomycetes; Glomerellales; Glomerellaceae. Gene Ontology annotation, molecular function: protein binding. The record is from RefSeq and is a predicted model, not a curated record.
AUGGUUUCAAUAAUCAGAAACUUGCUGGAAGCAAACGCAAAAACCGACAUCACAGAUGAGUCUGGCAGGCGGCCACUGCUUCGGGCAGCGGAGUUAGGUCAUAGCGAUAUUGUACAGAUACUCCUCGAGAACAACGCAGACGUCAACGCACAAGGCGGUCAUUUCGGCAACGCUCUCCAAGCUGCAUCCUCAGCCGGCCAUCUGGUCGUUGUGCAGAAACUCCUCGACAACGGUGCAGAUGUGAACGCACGAGGCGGUUAUUUUGGCAACGCUCUCCAGGCUGCAUCCUCAGCCGGCCAUCUGGUCGUUGUGCAGAAACUCCUCGACAACGGUGCAGAUGUGAACGCACGAGGCGGUUAUUUUGGCAACGCUCUCCAGGCUGCAUCCUCAGCCGGCCAUCUGGCCAUUGUGCAGAAACUUCUCUAUAACGGUGCAAAUGUCAACGCACAAGGCGGUCGUUACGGAAAUGCCCUCCAAGGUGCAAUAGUAGAAGGUCACGACGAGAUUAUAGAGCAACUACUCAGUGCCAAGCCACAGAGUAAAGAUCAUGAACUCCGGGUUGCAUCCUUUAUGGGCUACGAUAAGGCCGUAUGCAUGCUUAUCAGUAAAGGUGCAGACGUAAACGCUCACGGCCUGUUUGUAAACGCUCUCUACGCUGCUGCUUCAAAAGGUCACGAUCAUAUAGUUAAGAUUCUUCUCGACAACGACGCAGAUGUUAAUGCGCAAGGUAGUCACAAUGAGAACGCACUCUACGCUGCAGCAUCAGAAGGACACGAGGAGGUUAUCCGCAUGCUCCUCGAAAAGGGUGUGGAUGUUAACAUGCGAGGUGGUUGUCAUGGGAACGCUGUUCGGGCUGCGUUUAAGAAGGGUCACAGCAAUAUCGUGAAGCUUCUACUUGAUCAUGGUGCGGAUAUCAAAGCACACAUUGGCCGGAACGGCAUCUUCGAGGGCCGAGGGUAUGAGUAG